Symbiodinium necroappetens is the source of this 606-nucleotide messenger RNA. The record is from the annotation of a GenBank genome assembly. Lineage: Eukaryota; Dinophyceae; Suessiales; Symbiodiniaceae.
AUGCCAAAGAGACAGCAGGACGGCGACCCAGAGCCGAAGAAGAGAAAGAAGAAGACCCAGGGGCAUGAUGACGACUGCGAGGGCGAGCGUGGGUUUCUCGUCACGGGCAUGACCUGUCAAAAUUCCCUCCGAGGGCUGAAAGACCUGAGGCUUUGGCUUGAGGUCGAGGCGGAGGUCGCCGGGACAACAGAUGAAGCAGCCGAGCGUCCGCAGGGAGUGGCAGAGAGUUUGGAUGCGGAGCUGGCCGAGUUGCGCAGCGACCCAGCUCAGAGGCGCUUCCUGACGGUAGGCAUGGUCUGCAAGGAGGUGGCUUUCCUGCGCUGCCAGCAUCAGGCCGAUCUGCCUUCCGGGCUGGCAAAGAAGUGUCUGGGCCCCAGCGCCGCGAGGCGCUUCGUUUCGCGCUUCGCCGACCGUGUCCUCCCGGUGGAUGGAUCGACGCGGCCAAAGCUAGAAAGCUUCGAGAGUGGUGCGCUCAGCAUGCUCUCCAGCCAUGCUGGCCGGCCAUGGCGCUUGCUCUAUGAAGCCUUCCGGGGCGGAUGGAAUACCAUCUCCAAAGAGGCCCCGUGGGGCAGCUGUGGCCACUUUGCGACCUCGUGGCGCUUUUGA